AUGCAUGCACAUAAAUGGAAAACACGAGUAGAUCACGACCAAUUAUCGGGACUAUCCGAUAAUGUACUAAAUUAUGACAAUGCAGGAAAUGGAAUAAAGGAAUUGCCUGGAGCCCACGAAACCAAGGGGAUAGCAGGGAAAAUACCAUGGGGGAAAGUAGCUGUUGGAGUCAUGGCUUCAUUAAGAAGUUUCCUAAGGAAACGAAUAUUCAGAAGGACCAACUCAUUCAAGAAAUGGACUGAACUGGAUGAAUGGGAAGACAGUGAAAUUUCGAAUAAUGACUCACGUAACCAGACAGACGAGGAUCCAGAGGAUCGGGGGCAUUCAUAUAGUAUCCGAUACGGCGUCAGAUAA
Plasmodium inui San Antonio 1 is the source of this 354-nucleotide messenger RNA. RefSeq lists its product as hypothetical. Lineage: Eukaryota; Apicomplexa; Aconoidasida; Haemosporida; Plasmodiidae. The coding region runs from base 1 to 354 and encodes 117 amino acids. The record is from RefSeq and is a predicted model, not a curated record. The transcript is spliced from 2 exons.